This is a messenger RNA of Ilex paraguariensis (yerba mate), 183 nucleotides long. The record is from the annotation of a GenBank genome assembly. Lineage: Eukaryota; Viridiplantae; Streptophyta; Magnoliopsida; Aquifoliales; Aquifoliaceae.
AUGCCAAUGAGCAACUGUAUCAACUGUGGGAUCAAUAAAUCCUACAUUCUAACUCAGUUCAACUCAGCAUCACUCAAAGGAGGUGUCACAUUUGGGGAUGGCUAUGAUGAGGUCCUAGCAGCCACUCAAACGCCAUGUGAAGCAGGUAAAAAGUGGUUCCCAGGUACUGCAGAUGCUGUAUGA